This is a messenger RNA of Plasmodium adleri (nom. inval.), 672 nucleotides long. RefSeq names its product dolichyl-phosphate-mannose protein mannosyltransferase, putative. NCBI's taxonomy places the organism in Eukaryota, Apicomplexa, Aconoidasida, Haemosporida, Plasmodiidae. The coding region runs from base 1 to 672 and encodes 223 amino acids. The transcript is spliced from 7 exons. The record is from RefSeq and is a predicted model, not a curated record.
AUGAUUAAUUAUAAUUUGUUUUUGUUUUUUCUUUUAUCACUUUUUUUGUUAAAAUUAAGUACAUGUCUUUAUGUAACUGAUGGUAGUUCAAUUAUUUUAGAAAAUAUAGGCACAAAAUAUAAACUUUUUUCUACUGAUAUGAAAUGGGGAACCGGCUCAGGCAACCAGCUAGUGACCACAGUGACUACUAAUAAGAAUGAUGACGAUUUAUUAUGGACCGUGAGUCUUUACGAAGAAGAAAAGAGCGUUACUGGAAGAAAAAUAAAUUGUGAUGAUAUUAUUACAUUGAAACAUGUAAAGUCCAAUGGAUAUUUAAUAAGUUCCAUGCAUGAUUCGAUUUUAUCCAAUAAUUAUGAAUUGAGUGUGCAUAAAAAUAAUGAAUCAGGAAAUUUUCAAGUUAUAUGUGAAAAGAAAAAAAAUACCUCAUAUUGGGAAAUAGGCGAAAAUGUAUAUUUAAAAAAUAUUAAACAAAAUGGAUAUUUAUCUACAAGUAAAAGUUAUGAAUUUAAUCAAUAUAAUUGUCAUAACUGUCCUAUUAUGUAUCACCUGGAGGCUUGCAUUCUGAAAUAUAGCUAUCCAAGGGACGACCAAAAAUGGAGAGCCAAAUCGGGUGUUAUUAUUACAAAUUUUACUGACGAAAAAAAUGAAAAAGUAAACAGAGACGAACUUUAA